Molecule: messenger RNA, 2182 nt
Organism: Thermothielavioides terrestris NRRL 8126
Lineage: Eukaryota; Fungi; Ascomycota; Sordariomycetes; Sordariales; Chaetomiaceae
Exons: 4
Coding region: 185-2029 (614 amino acids)
Molecular function (GO): RNA binding; 3'-5'-RNA exonuclease activity
Source: RefSeq, a predicted model, not a curated record
UGUGCCGCAUCCGACAGCACCGUGACGGGUCCAGGUCCAUUGAGCUAACGGAGCUUGCUCCCUUUUGCCAGGCCACUUCUUCGGAUAGCGGCAUCCUCCUCCUUCCCCCAAUUCCUCGAGCGCGUGCGCACCGCACCCCCUUCCUCCCCCCUCUAGCCUCGACGCUGCCCCGACCGCAGCAGCCAUGGCUACGCAGCAGAACCCGGCAUUCAAGGUCGACCGGUACGUCGUGAUCCACGUCGCCACGACCUGCGACGAGCAUGGCGUCUAUGUGACCAAGGACUCGGCCGAGGUCAUCGAGCUGGGCUGGAUCCUGCUGGACGCGAACACGCUGGACGAGCUUCACCGCGAGAGCGUGCUCGUCAAGCCCGUCAACACCCCCAUCACGCCGCUUUGCACGAGCUUGACCACCCUCACCUGGGAGCAUGUCCGGAACGCCGGUACCUUCAGGGAUGCGAUCAACCGCUUCGAUGCCUUCGCCUCCGAGCACCUGACGACGCCGAACCUCGACUUUGUCUUCGUCACCUUGGAGGCAUGGGACCUGCGCGUCCAGCUCCCCCGCGAGGCUCGCGACAAGUCCGUUGUGCUGCCUCCCUAUUUGCAACAUUCCCGGGCCUUCGAGCUCCGCACUGAGUACCAGCGGUGGCAACAACACCACCCCGAGUCGCUGCCGUUCGGGCCGUCGUCCUUGGCGAAUAUCUGUGCCGCGCUGGAAGUGGAGGCCGUCCAGUCCAGCGCUCCCAUCAAGCACAACCUCCCCUUCCACCUGCAGGCCUUGGCUCCGGCGUCGCCCCGCCGGGCUAUGGAGGAAGCCGUGACCUUGGCCCGUGUCCUCCGUGGCCUGAUCCGAAAGUCGCAGCCGCCGCAUGAGCAUCCCGACGUGCUCACCCGCCCGAUGGAUGCCCGUGCCGAUGUUCGCGCCUUCCUGUCCGAGCGCAGCAAGGUCCUCCACAUGUCCGGCCUGCCCCAUGACACCACCCAGUCGGAACUCGAAAGCUGGUUUACCCAGUUCGGCGGCCGCCCCAUCGCCUUCUGGACCCUGCGCACGCCGGAACAGCAUAAGCCGACCGGCACCGGCUUCGCCGUCUUUUCUUCUCAUGAAGAGGCUGCCGAAAGUUUGUGCAUGAACGGGCGUGCUUUGAACGAAAAGGCGAUCGAGGUGUCUCCGUCGUCCAGCCGUGUGCUGGACCGAGCUGCUGAGAUUCUCACCCCCUUCCCGCCGAGCAAGAACCGGCCCCGGCCCGGCGACUGGACGUGCCCCUCCUGCGGCUUUUCCAACUUCCAGCGCCGCACCGCGUGCUUCCGCUGCUCGUUCCCGGCCAUCACCGCCGGGCCUGCAGGCGAGUUGGGCUAUGGCUACGGCUAUCCUCCCCCGGCUAUGAUGGCUCCGCCUCCCCACAUGGCUCACCAUGGUCACGGCGGCGGCCACGGUCGCAUGGGCGGCUCCGGAGUGGUGCCUUUCCGUGCUGGCGAUUGGAAGUGCGGCAACGAAGUCUGCGGCUACCACAACUUCGCCAAGAACGUCUGCUGCCUUCGGUGCGGUGCCAGCCGUGCCGGCGCUGCUGUGGUUGCUGACUCUGGCUAUCCCUCUCCCAUGGACGCCCCUUCGUCGUACGCCAUGGGGCAAGGCUCCAUGGGUGGCAACCCUGGCCCUGGCCCCUUCGGCUCCGCUGCCGGCGGCUUCGGCUCUGGCGCCGGAUAUGGCCAGCACUUUGGCGGUCCCCCGAGCACCUACGCUCUCCCGUCCGGCCUAGGCGGCGGUGCCGCGCCCUACCCUCCGCUGAACACUCACUUUGGACCCGCGCCAGGCUCCCACUCUGCUGGUCCCUUCGACAGCCGUGCCGCCGAGGUGGCUUUCCAAUCGGCAGGCAACGGCCCUGCAUCCGCCGGUCCUGGUAACAACUUCUACUCGCAGAACGAGAACGACCCAUUCGCCUUCCUCUCCUCAGGGAUCGGUGGCCUCUCCGUCAGUAACCAGGAUGCUCGUCAGAACAAUGGCGGGGCGCCACAGAACAAGUCGCCCGCAUAAGCACCAAACCAGCAAAUACUCGGUUAUUACGGGAUGUCAGACUAUGGCUCGUUUCCUCGAAGCCGCCGGGCUAUUUCGUCCCCGCCUUCCACUUGUUGCUUUCCUCGGCGGCAGGUUUUGGGAGCGAGCAAUCGGUCACCUCAGCCUCGACAU